Messenger RNA from Punica granatum (pomegranate), 1324 nucleotides. NCBI's taxonomy places the organism in Eukaryota, Viridiplantae, Streptophyta, Magnoliopsida, Myrtales, Lythraceae. The record is from RefSeq and is a predicted model, not a curated record.
UCUCCUUCUUCAUUUAAACCAUAUAUCCUAAUACAACCUCUCCUCCAAGGCUUAGCUCUCACUUUCAGAUCAAGAUAAAAGUGUGUGAGAGAGAGAGAGAGAGAGAGAUAUGAGUUUGCUCGGACUCGUACUUUUCGGGUUUGUCUUGGCGGCUUCACACGUUGUCGACGGAUACGGAUUCUACGGAGGUUGGACUAAUGCGCAUGCCACCUUCUAUGGAGGCAGCGAUGCCUCUGGAACUAUGGGUGGGGCUUGUGGGUAUGGAAACCUGUACAGCCAAGGAUACGGGACAAACACGGCAGCGCUCAGCACUGCACUGUUCGACAACGGGUUGAGCUGUGGGGCCUGCUUCGAGCUCAGGUGCGUAAAGGACCCGCAAUGGUGCCUCCCUGGCUCCAUUGUUGUCACUGCCACCAACUUCUGCCCGCCUGGCGGGUGGUGCGACCCUCCCCAGCACCACUUCGACCUCUCUCAGCCCAUCUUCCAACACAUUGCCCAGUACCGAGCUGGCGUUGUCCCCGUAAUCUACCGAAGGGUAAGGUGUCGGAGAAGGGGAGGCAUCAGGUUCACGAUCAAUGGGCACUCAUACUUCAACCUCGUCCUCAUCACCAACGUCGGCGGUGCGGGGGACAUUCAUGCGGUGUCCAUCAAGGGCUCGAGGACCGGGUGGCAGCCCAUGUCCCGGAACUGGGGACAAAACUGGCAGAGCAACUCCUACCUCAACGGCCAAAGCCUUUCCUUCAUUGUCACCGCCAGUGAUGGCCGCAGCGUGGUAUCUUACAACGUCGCCCCAGCCGGAUGGUCCUUUGGCCAGACAUAUACUGGUCGGCAGUUCCGAUAUUAAUUACAAAAUUAUCCUCCAAGAAGAUGAAUUUCUAGCUGGUAAACCACGACCAAUUUAGUUAAUCCUCGGCCCAACUACAUCGAUUACUGAUACUUAAGAAAUAAUUACUUCCGUAAAAAAAAAGGAUAUCUCUGCUAAAUCUCACAGGGGGGGGAAAGCCGAAUGCAAAGCCCUUUCUCAAGCUGCCGGAAAAAGGGCCGGAGUUAAAAUUAAGAUCGAAUCAUAUUGAUAGCAUAUGAUUUGAGGAGACACCCGCUGGGGGACAUCGACCGGAUAUUAGCUAAGCCUGGGACGCUGGUGGUACGAAUAGGGCAGACAAGAGGAGAAAUGUUUAGAAGAAUAAUAUGAUUUGUAUUUGCGUACUUUUGGAAUUUUAUCAAUUAUAUGUCACGUUCCAGUAGCUGCUACUGCUUGCAUAUAUACAACAAGAUCGAACAAAUUAAUUAAUCAAAUAAUAAUUUGCAUGGCUAUUUUGAUUCA